Molecule: messenger RNA, 1339 nt
Organism: Aspergillus eucalypticola CBS 122712
Lineage: Eukaryota; Fungi; Ascomycota; Eurotiomycetes; Eurotiales; Aspergillaceae
Product: zinc-binding alcohol dehydrogenase family protein
Exons: 1
Coding region: 1-1083 (360 amino acids)
Molecular function (GO): oxidoreductase activity, acting on NAD(P)H
Source: RefSeq, a predicted model, not a curated record
AUGCACGCCCCCAUCCCCAAGACGCAAACCGCCAUCAUCGCUGCUGAUGAGGAGGGCACCCUUCGCAUCUCGCACGAUGUGCCCGUGAUCGACCUGGAGCCGGAUUCCGUGCUUGUCAAAACGGCCGCGCUGGCCCUCAACCCCGUCGAUUCCAAGAUGGCCAAGGGCUUCGCUGUGCCAGACGCCAUUCUCGGCUUCGAUUUUGCCGGUGUCGUCGUGGCCAUUGGCACCGGUGUUACCAGGAAAGAUCUCAAGGUGGGAGACCGGGUACUGGGCACCGCAGACAGCAUGGAUCGUAAGAGGCCCAGCGGUGGCGGCUUCUGCCAGUACGCCUCGACCGUGGCCACCCAGGCUCUGCGUCUUCCGGAUGACAUGUCCUUCACCGAUGCCGCUUGCAUAGGCACGUCUCUGUCGUCCGCAGGCAUUGCCCUGUUUCGCUCCAUGAAGCUGCCCGGGUCAUUGACCGCGCCCAACACGGCCGCCAAUCCGCCCUACGUGCUCGUGAACGGUGGUAGCACCUCGACAGGCACCAUGGCCCUGCAGCUGCUCAAGCUGGCCGGCUUCCGGCCCAUCGCGACCUGCUCGCCGUCGCACGAGGAGCUGGUCCUCUCCUACGGCGCCGAGAAGACUUUUGACUACCGGUCCGCCGACUGCGCCAAGGACAUCAAGUCUUACACCAAGAACGCUCUGGCCUACGCCAUUGACUGCAUCACCGUCACUUCGUCCAUGAAGCUGUGCUACGAGGCCAUUGGCCGCGCAGGCGGUCGCUAUACGGCGCUGGACCCCUACCCCGAGGCGCAGGCCACUCGCAGGGUUGUCAAGCCCGACUGGAUCCUGGGCUCCACCGUCAAGGGUCGCGGCAGUACCUGGAUGGCCCCUUACGGGCGGGACGCUGACCCCGAUGCGCGUAUCUUUGCUGACGAGCUCUACGCCGGCGCCCAGAAGCACCUGCUCGAGGGCAAGCUCAAGAACCACCCUGCCAAGGUCAUGUCGGGCGGGUUUCCCGGCAUUCUAGAAGGAUUGGAGAUGAUUCGACGAAAGGAGGUCAGCGGUUUUAAGCUUGUAUACGAGGUGGAGCAGUAGUAUUGAGCUUCCGGGUAUAAGGCGUUGAUCAUCCUUCUUUUUUCCUUCUCUUUUCUUUUUUUCCUUUCUUUUCUUUUCUUUUGUUUAUUCCUCAUUUGUUUUACGAGGCUUUUCUGUCAAGGACCUGGACCAAAAGCGGGCCAUUUUGGGUGCUGAAUAGCGAUGAUCUUGAGGCUAUGUGCUGCAGCAAAUUCAUGGGAUGAGUUGGCCGUUGGGCAUAGGAGGCAUCCCUGUUCGCUUGGACUUUUUCCCUUCU